UUCCCUGAAUUUCCAAUCACUACAGCAUAGUCAAAUCAAAGCUCCAGUCUUCAUCUCUCAUAUUUCUCCCCUCCAGCUACUUGGGUCCUCUGGCUUUGAGGACAGCAGAGUCCUGGUAAUCAUUUCCUGUUACAACUGUUCUGCUAUUCAAAGUCUUAAGCUUGAAGUUCAUAGUUCAUUUCAGCUUUUAAGUUUGGUUCAAUUUUACAAUUGUGUCACUCUGUAGUGCCUAGUAUAGAUUGAAGCGAUGUUGUGUGAAACUUGUUUGUUGAGUUGAACAUGGAAUUGUCAAAUGGGCAAGUGGUGUUCUCUAAUUUUCAGAGGAAUGGGGUUUUGGGUACGAAUUGUAGCCAAAAGCCAUUUCCUUUAUCUGGGUUUUCGAUUUGUGGGAGACCCUUUUUCGGUAUUGGCUUAAAUGAGAAGAAUGUGAAGAGGAGCCGGGUUUCUGGUGUUAGAACAGUGAACCGUGGAAGUGUUGUUAGUGCUUUGGCGAAGGAAGGGACUGAUAACCGGUCAAUUGGUAGUGAAAUUCUUGAGAAAGAUUUUGAAUUUAAGCCGUCGUUCGAUCAAUGCUUGAAGGUUAUGGGGUCUGUUAAGCUUAGAAGUAACAAAGAUAAGACGAGUAGGCCAAAAGAAGAGAAUUUGAAGCAUAAUGUGAGGAGCAAAGAUGUUCGGAGAAGACAUUCUUCUGAGGCAGAUGAAGAGAAUUUAAAGUGGGGGGAGUCUGGAAGGCAUUUGGAUAAAAGGAAUGUGUCAAAAGUUGCGAAACUAUAUGAAAAUGCAAAUGGAUCCAUGGAACAAAGCAAAAGGCCACGAGUUAGAGGGUACAAGGAUGAAUAUGAUAGCAGGCAGAGAAACAUGGAUGAAAAGGAAAAGAUGAAGAUAAGGGGAGAUCCAAGAGAUGCAAAAUGGUCAAGAUAUACUGGUAGACUAGAACAAGAAUUGGACUUCAACUCGGAUAAGAGUGUAGUGGCACGAAAUGCUAAAGAAAACCUGAGAGAUUACAAGUCAACUGGUCAAGACUUCGAGAGAAGGAAAAGUGGUGUUAGAAGUGAAGAUGGACAUGAGAGGUACCGCAUCAGUGCUGAGAAAGCCACUAAUUAUAGAAGUUUCUCUCCUAGAAGUGGAAAUUCAACCAAGGGGGAAAGGGAUUACCCUAGAAAAGACUAUGAUGAAAGAGCUGCGUUUAAGAAUUAUGAUGAAUGCAAUGAUAUUAUGGACAAACCAAGAGUUUCACAAAUGCAAAUGGAGGAGAGAAUCCAGAAGCUAGCAAAGUCGCUGAAUGGUGCAAAUAUCGACAUCCCUGAGUGGAUGUUUUCGAAGAUGAUGCGAAGUGCACAAAUCAUAUUCACAGAUCAUUCGAUACUUAGAGUUAUUCAGAUAUUAGGAAAGUUCGGAAACUGGAGACGAGUGUUACAAGUCAUCGAGUGGCUUCAAAUGCGUGAGCGCUUCAAAUCUCACAAGCUCAGAUACAUAUAUACAACUGCACUCGAUGUACUUGGAAAGGCAAGGAGACCUGUGGAGGCAUUUAAUGUGUUUCAAGUAAUGCUGCAACAACUGUCCUCAUAUCCUGACUUGGUGGCUUAUCAUUCCAUUGCCAUUACUCUUGGACAAGCGGGUCACAUCAAAGAACUGUUUGAUGUGAUUGAUACUAUGCGAUCUCCUCCCAAGAAGAAGUUCAAGACUGGAACACUUGGGAAGUGGGAUCCUCGGUUGGAACCAGAUGUCACUGUCUACAAUGCAGUAUUAAAUGCUUGUGUUCAGCGGAAACAAUGGGAAGGAGCAUUUUGGGUUUUGGAGCAGUUAAAGAAACAAGGUGUGCAGCCUGCCACUACAACAUAUGGACUUGUCAUGGAGGUGAUGUUUGCAUGUGGCAAGUACAAUUUGGUUCACGAGUUUUUUAAGAAGAUGCAGAAAUCUUCAAUACCAAAUGCUUUAACUUACAGAGUUAUUGUGAAUACUCUUUGGAGAGAAGAAAAAAUAGAUGAGGCUGUGCAGACUGUUCGUGAUAUGGAAAGACGAGGAAUAGUUGGUUCUGCAGCUCUUUAUUAUGAUUUCGCUCGAUGUCUUUGUAGUGGUGGAAGGUGUCAAGAAGCACUAAUGCAGAUUGAGAAGAUAUGUAAGGUUGCGAAUAAACCUCUAGUAGUGACUUACACUGGUUUAAUUCAAGCUUGUUUGGAUGCUGGAAGCAUUGAAAAUGGUGCAUAUGUCUUCAACCAAAUGGAGAACUUCUGCUCCCCAAAUCUGGUCACUUGCAACAUAAUGUUGAAAGGCUACCUGGAUCAUGGGAUGUAUGAAGAAGCAAAAAUGCUGUUCCAAAAGAUGUUGGAAGAUGGGUUCAACAGCAAAUCUGGUUAUGAGAUCAGGGUGACACCAGAUAUCUAUACAUUCAACACUUUGUUAGAAGCAUGCAUCACAGAUCAAAGGUGGGAUGAUUUUGAGUCUUUCUACAAAAGGAUGCUGCAAAGUGGAUAUAACUUCAAUAUUAAACGACAUCUUCGGAUGAUAUUGGAUGCUUGCAGAGCAGGAAAGGAUGAGCUGCUGGAUAUAACCUGGGUGCACUUGACCGAGGCAGACCGAAUUCCAACCCCUUCUCUCAUCAAGGAAAGGUUUUGCAAAAAGCUGGAGGAAGGUAACUAUCAUGUUGCUAUCUCCUGCAUUGCCAAAACAAAUCCCGAUGAUCUGCAGGCAUUCUCAAAGACAGCGUGGCUGAAUUUGUUCAAGGAAAAUGCAGAAAGGUUUCACAAAGACACUCUUGUGCAGUUGGUUCGUGAGGUUAGCAUUCUUACUGCCAAAAGUGAUGAGGCUAACCCUGUAUUUGAAAAUCUUAUGUUGUGUUGUAGAGAACUUGAUAGAACUAGUGUGAGGACAGGUGACUUUAAACCAAAUGAAAGUGUAUAUACUGUUCAAACUGAACCAGCUUAUUAUUCUUAG
Messenger RNA from Fragaria vesca subsp. vesca, 2934 nucleotides. RefSeq names its product pentatricopeptide repeat-containing protein At1g30610, chloroplastic-like. Gene Ontology annotation, cellular component: chloroplast. Gene Ontology annotation, molecular function: protein binding. The transcript has 9 exons. Bases 280 to 2934 code for a protein of 884 amino acids. The record is from RefSeq and is a predicted model, not a curated record. Lineage: Eukaryota; Viridiplantae; Streptophyta; Magnoliopsida; Rosales; Rosaceae. Gene Ontology annotation, biological process: chloroplast organization.